Lampris incognitus (smalleye Pacific opah) is the source of this 2767-nucleotide messenger RNA. RefSeq names its product solute carrier family 1 member 4 (gene slc1a4). NCBI's taxonomy places the organism in Eukaryota, Metazoa, Chordata, Actinopteri, Lampriformes, Lampridae. Gene Ontology annotation, molecular function: L-alanine transmembrane transporter activity; symporter activity; L-threonine transmembrane transporter activity. Bases 169 to 1728 code for a protein of 519 amino acids. The record is from RefSeq and is a predicted model, not a curated record. Gene Ontology annotation, cellular component: plasma membrane. The transcript is spliced from 8 exons. Gene Ontology annotation, biological process: L-serine transport; L-glutamate transmembrane transport.
CGCACACAUCCACUUGCUGUCAUCUGCGAGCCAGCGUGCACCGAUCCUCCCACACUCGCUCCCAUUCACUCACGAACCCCCCCCCCCUGAAUAAAAAAGGAAAAGGAGGAGGAGGAAGAAAAGAAGAAAAGAAGAAGAAGAGGGGUCUUUAUUCAACCACAGAGACGGAUGGAAAAGAGCGAAAUAAACGGACACGCGAUGCCCGGCUCCUUUUCCACCGAUCAGAUGCUGGAGGUGGAGAAGAGCGAGAACGAGAAGGACGAGAAGAAGAAGAAGAAGAAGGGAUGGAAGGAAAAGUUCUUGGCGCUUUUGAAUCGGAACCUUCUGGUGAUCAUGACGGUGUCGGGCGUGUUGGUGGGCGUCGGGCUCGGCAUGGCGGUCCGGAACAUGAACCUGACCCGGGCGCAGAUGACUUACUUCGCCUUCCCCGGUGAGAUGCUGCUGAGGAUGCUGAAGAUGAUCAUCCUCCCCCUGGUCGUCUGCAGCCUCGUCUCCGGGGCCGCCAGCCUGGACACCCGCUCCUUGGGCAAGCUCGGGGGGGUGGCGGUCUCCUACUUUUUGGUGACCACCCUGAUCGCCUCCGGCAUCGGCGUGGCGCUGGCCUUCAUCAUCCGACCCGGCGUGGGUGCAGGAGCGCUGAACACCAACGGCCUCACCGCGGGGCUGGAGAGCAUCAGCGCCGACAAGGAGACCGCCGACUCCUUCUUGGACCUCGCGAGGAAUUUGUUCCCGUCUAAUUUGGUGGCUGCUGCUUUCCGCUCCUACGCCACUGACUACAAGAUGGUGCCGGUGGGAAACGACACGAACGGGACCACCCUGUUUCAGAAGGUGCCCAUAGGAAAAGAGACAGAUGGCAUGAACAUCCUUGGCCUGGUCUUGUUCGCCAUGGUGUUCGGCGUGGCGCUGAGGAAGCUGGGAGACGAGGGGGAGGAGCUCAUACGCUUCUUCAACGCCUUCAACGAGGCCACCAUGGUGCUGGUCUCCUGGAUCAUGUGGUAUGUCCCCUUUGGCAUCAUGUUCCUGGUGGGCAGUAAGAUCGUCGAGAUGGAGGACGUCGUUCUUUUGGUCACCAGUCUGGGAAAGUACAUUUUCGCCUCCAUCCUGGGUCACAUAAUCCACGGCGGCAUCAUCCUGCCCCUCAUCUACUUUGGUUUCACCCGCAAGAAUCCCUUCAGCUUCCUGUCCGGCCUCAUCACACCCUUCACCACCGCUUUUGCCACCUGCUCCAGCUCAGCGACUCUCCCCUCCAUGAUCAAGUGUGUUGAGGAGAAUAACGGCGUGGACAAACGUAUCAGCCGCUUCAUUCUGCCCAUCGGGGCCACUGUCAACAUGGACGGGGCAGCCAUCUUCCAGUGCGUCGCUGCCGUGUUCAUAGCUCAGCUCAACAACGCCGAGCUCAACGCCGGGCAGAUCUUCACCAUCCUAGUGACGGCCACGGCAUCCAGCGUGGGUGCGGCUGGUAUCCCGGCCGGGGGCAUCAUCACCAUCGCCAUCAUCCUGGAGGCCAUCGGCCUGCCGACCAACGACCUGUCCCUCAUGCUGGCUGUUGACUGGAUUGUAGACCGCACAACCACGGUGGUGAAUGUGGAGGGUGACGCUCUGGGCGCAGGCAUCCUCCAUCACAUUAACCAGCAGGAGAUGAAGAAACAGCAGCUGCGGGAGACGCGGGAGCAGGAGCUGGCGGAGGUGCGAGUGGAGGCGAUCACCAACGCCCAGGCCGGCGAGUAGACCUCGCCACUCGUCGUGCACCAAACAGAAGCAGUGGCAGCGACCCCGGUGGCCAUAAAGUCGGUCCCGUGAGCGCUGUCCAAAAAAAAAAUCCUCUCUACUCCACCUGCCCCUUAUUGCUUUUUUACAGACGUCAUGACGCCGAUGGUUUCGGAUACUGUGUUGACUCAGCCUACGUUCACCCCGCCAGUCCACCGGUCAUUUCACUUAUGAAGAAAUGGGCCCCCUGCGCGACCUUGUCAGGAGCGCUACGUACACACGUGUGUAGGUGCACGUAGAGCCGCUGUAGGUACUUUGAAACAGGUCUGGGUGGCCAAGGCCCCGUUUCAGUGAGAGGAUCCAAAUUCACAUCCAGUCCAAAAGGGAACAAUUUUCUCUUUGGAUUGAACUUGUGUUUUACAACCUGCGCCCAGAGUCCUGUUUGUUGUCUGUAAACAGACAACGUGAAACAUUAACCCUUCAUCCCAAUUUUAGACACUGGCCUCGAGAAGCCCGUUUAAUUAGUGACAUACCGGCUCAUGGUGGUCUUACUUAAGUAAUUUAAUUAUUAAUAGGAAAUAAGAUGUUUGCAAGUAAACACAUUCUGUGUCAGUUUAGGAGUUUCCGUUCACAGGCAUGGGAUGAGGACAUAAAUAGGAAUAUUUGAUGAAGCUAUGCACACUCCAUUUACUCAUGUACAGGUGGUCCCCGGGUUACGAAUGAGUUCUGUUUUUGAGUCCGUUCUUAUGUCGAAUUUUUAUGUAAGCCGGAACAGUUACCUACAGCUCACAUCUAGCGUCAAUUAGUCAAAUGUUUGUCUCAGUGUAUAGUAUAUAUUUUACCUAAAACAUCAUAAAUAGGGUGGCACGGUGGCGCAGUAGUUAGUGCGGUCGCCUCACAGCAAAAAGGUUCUGGGUUCGAGCCCCGGGGUAGUCCAACCCUGGGGUCGUCCCAGGUCGUCCUCUGUGUGGAGUUUGCAUGUUCUCCCCGUGUCUGUGUGGGUUUCCUCCGGGUGCUCCGGUUUCCUCCCACAGUCCAAAAGAUAUGUAGGUCAGGUGAU